CGAUGAACUAGCUCCCUUCUGCGUGUCCUAAUCUGUCCGGAACCAAUCAUCAUCAUGAACUGUGUAGUGCGGAGGGGCGUGGUCACACUGGCUCAACACCGUCCUCUGAUAACAUUCCCCGUCCGGACACCACUAACCCCCGUCCUUCCUCCACCCCUCACUGCCGCACAGCUCAACCAAAAUGUACCGGCUGUUGAAGACGCGAACUUCUCGACUAGAGUAGUGUUGGAUGAGUUACCUCUCCGAUACAGGCGGAGACCGUUGGAAGACCUUGAGAUAAACUGUAUAAAUAUGGGAGGUCCUGAGUAAGACAGCUCAGAUAAAAGAUACAAACUUAUAUCUUAUAAGGGUUCUAUAUGAAAUACUGCUGACACAGGCCGGGUUUCCUUUGAGAAGACGCUGAGUCGAGAACGGCGAGCAGUCACUAAGUAGUCUCUAUUAUACGCAGCUUUAAAAGACAUUAUUUGUAAAUAUUUCAUAGAAUGUCGGAUUUUUUUGGAGGAGUAUUAAUGUGAAUUGUUAUGUUGUAUUUAUUUCCAUAAUAUAAAGUCCUAGCCUAAUAAUUAGUGAUUUAAAUUUAAUUCGAUAAUUUUCUACCUCGAGUCUCUAAAUUUCGCCUAUAAAAACUGAUCAGAACUUUCAUUUCAGACACUACCAUUUAUUCGCUUUGUUUACCUUCCAUGCACUUCGUUGCUUUAUUUCUGAUUUCAAAACCCUAAUGCCAUGAAUUUGGCAUUUAACAUGUUUUACAUUUCCAACAUUAGGCCAUGUCGCUACCGAAAAACAACUUGGCGGAGCAAAUGGCCCUGCUCCAGAAGAAGAAUCUGAAGAGUAUGCUAAAGAGGAAGCGCCAGAGUGACCCCCUAACAUCUCAGUCUAAACGUCCUAGUUUCGGGCUGAGUACUUCAUCGUUACCCAAUACCCCACCUCCCUCCUCUUCCUCUUCUUUUCUUGGGUCUAACAGAGGUUUUGGACGGAGCUCGUUGAGUUCGGAGCGACUCAAGUUGUCACCUAAACCAGAAGACAUUUCCCCUAAAUCAGGUGUUAUAAAUCUGUCUGAUGAUGAGAAACGGGCCAUAGCGAUCCCGGUUGAAGAUGACGAUGACGAUGAUUUUGAGCCACUUAGACCUUCACAGGCAAAAAUAAAGAAACCUACUCCUCCAAAACUAACAAACCGCAGCAUAUUUGAUGAGGUCCCCUCUCGCUCUUCUAAUUUUAUAUUCGGUGGUGAGGAUGAUAUACCUCCUCCGCCGCCUCCACCGCCACCUCGAAAAUGUGAUAACACAAGAACUCAAUUCAACAUUCGUGCUGACGAACUUUUUGGUGAUGACGAUCCUCCACCUCCUCCACCGCCGCCAAAAGCUAAAAACACAAGAACAGUAUUCAAUAUUGGUGAUGACGAAUCUUUUUCGGGACAGAAAGUUACUGUAGAUCCAGUAAAAGAAAACGUAAAGAAAUCACUAACUUCAAAAGGGAGCUUGUUUGAUACGACCUCUGAAUACGACAUGUAUGAUGUCGCAACAUCUGGAUCACCGGUAAAAAGUGAAAGAAGCCUUGCUGAAACCAUCGCAGAGUUCGGCCUGCUUGAGAAGAAAAACAUGUCCACCCAAAAACCAGCAACACAUCAAUCGAACUUAGUCAAGCAACAAACAACCCUGACUUCAAGACUUAGCUCCCUGACUCGACAACCUAGUUCCAAAUUAUUAAGUCCCGAGAAGAGUACUGGUGUUAUGGUCAAGGUACAGCCUACCAAGGGGGUCAAGAAAAACGUGGUCGAUAUAGAACUUGAGGACAUCAGAGAUGCUAAAAAUGACCGAUUGAUCACGUCAAGAUCUGACAAUUAUUUACGUGUUUGUGAAGAAAUCUGCGAGUUGGUGGGUGAUGGGGUGCAACCUUUCAAACCUGUCGUUCUGAAUAGGAUAAAAUUUCUGCAGAAGAAAAGGUUACAGCUGCAGACUACAAAAGAGGAAUCUCCAAAGAAGGAUUUAUCGAAGACAUGUGAUGAUAUUUUCGAGCGUGAAACACCUCCUCCGGAUAUCAACUUUGAGGACUCCUUCAUACCCACUGACAGAUUUGAGACCCCGGAUCAGUUUGAGGAGGAGCAGCUGGAUGACGGAUAUCCUGAGGAGGAUCACUUUAUCGAGCCCCCGCAAAAUCACCUGCCAUCUGAUGAGGAGGAAGAGGAUCCGUUUAGUGACGAUGGUUUUGAUGACGAAAUACUGUCCCGUGUAGCAGAGGAAUCUCUGGCAGCCAGCCAACAAACCUGGAACAGCGCCAGCUCAGCAAGUUCAGCGGGCCAGAUGGCUAACCCUUAUAAUGGAGAGACAUCUUUCACUGCCACACAACUUACUCACAACACAAAGAUUUCGGAUCAUGAAGAAUUGGCAAGGACAGACUUCUCAUUUUCAAGAAAGCUGCUUCAGGGAUUCAAAUCUGUAUUUGGACUACGUAAAUUUAGAAAAAAUCAGCUCGAAUGUAUGAAUGCUACUCUUCAAGGGACGGACUGUUUUGUGCUGAUGCCGACGGGAGGUGGUAAGAGUUUGUGUUACCAGCUACCAGCACUCAUCAAAGAUGGUGUUACUAUCGUGGUAUCACCUCUGAAGUCCCUCAUUCAGGACCAAGUUCAGAAACUGGUCGAACUUGGGAUACCAGCAUCUCAUCUUAGUGGUAACCUGACGGCAGGACAGGCAAUGCAGGUAAUCAGAGAUCUGAACAGUAGAGAGCCCCAACUUAAACUCCUCUAUGUAACUCCGGAGAAAAUAGGAUGUUCAACUCAACUCCGGGAGUGCUUUAACAGUUUAUACAACCGGAACCUAUUGAAUAGGUUCGUGAUAGACGAGGCUCAUUGUGUGUCCCAGUGGGGUCACGACUUCAGGCCGGACUACACCAAGUUAGGUUCACUGCGGACCAGUUACAGGAAUGUUCCGAUAAUGGCGCUCACUGCAACAGCCGCUCCUCGGGUCAGAGCUGACGUUCUUCACAACCUCGGACUCAACGACUCUAAAGUGUUUAUCACCAGUUUUAACCGAGCGAAUUUAAAGUACAUCAUCACUCCAAAACCGAAGAAAACGUACUUUGAGGGAGUGCUCGAGUUGAUCAACAGGUCGUACAAAGGGCUGUGUGGGAUUGUUUACUGUCUCUCCAGAAAUGACUGUGAAAAUUGUGCAGAUUUUCUGGCUAAGGGAAACGUCAACGCUCUGGCUUAUCACGCAGGCCUUACUGAUAUACAGAGGUGUCACACUCAGAAAAAAUGGAUUGACGACGAAGUUCAGGUGGUGUGUGCUACAAUAGCAUUCGGUAUGGGAAUAGACAAGCACGACGUGAGGUACGUUAUUCACCACACGUUACCUAAGAGUGUGGAGGGUUUCUACCAGGAGUCAGGGAGAGCUGGUCGUGAUGGUGAUCCUGCUGACUGUAUACUACUCUACAACUACUGUGACGUCGCUAGGAUCAAGAAGCUCAUAUUUUCUGAUGACGGGCAGGGCAACUGGGAGACGAAGAAUGUUCAUCUGGACAACCUGAAUUAUAUGAUACAGUUUUGUGAGAAUAGAUUGGAUUGUAGGCGGACACAGCUACUCAUAUAUUUUGGAGAAGAGUUCUCAGCAGAAGAAUGCAGAAAAGUUCGCCGGACCACCUGUGACAACUGUGUAUCACGUGGAAAGUACGCUGCAAAAGACCUCUCAUCCGAUGCUCAGACGGUCGUUAAAUUAGUCAAAGAUUUUGGAGGAAACAGCAAAUUUACUUUGAUUCAUUGUUGCGACGUUUUACGGGGUACCGACUCCAAGAAAGUGACUGGUUCAGGGCACAACCGAAACGUGGCGUUCGGAAAAAUGAAAGGACAGAAACGAGUGGUAAUAGAACGAUUAAUGAGACGAUUAGUCUCAGACAACGUUCUCAAAGAAACAAUAACUGUAGGAUUUCACGGAAUGGUGGUAAGCUAUGUUCAGCUUGGUAAGAAGGCUCAGGACUUACUCUCAGGGCGGUUAAAGAUCGUGAUGGAUGUUGAAGUUACUCAGAAGAGAGUGAGUGUUGCUGCUGAAACCAAGUCUAACCCUGCGGUAGACAAGGUUGUGAAGUGCUGUUACGAUGCCUUGAUACAGUGCAGGAAGGACAUAGCAGCUGAAAAGAGGGUGGCGGUUCACAAUAUCUUGUCGAGUGAUACUCUCCACGAGAUGAGUGAAGUCAGACCCCACACCGUGGAGCAACUUCUCAAUAUCACCGGAGUCACUCAGCUAAAAAUAGACUUUUAUGGAGCAGAGUUUUUGAAGCGACUGAAAAACUUUCCACCGGGAAAACCUCGUCCAACCGCUCAAUCAACCGCUGAUUUAAUCAGCUCGUCGUCGUCAAACUGGAUCAACACUAGCGCACCUGCUCCUUCGAACAUAAGUAAAACAGGUCGAGGAAGAGCAAGGAAACCACGGAAAUCUGUUGCACCUGCUAGGCCGGGUAAUUUUGAUAAGUACAACUACAAGACUCCGAGUAGUGCUGGCUCUGGUAGCAGCAAGACUGGCUCUGCUAGUUACGGUCGUGGUGCUGCAACGAACUCGAAUCAGAAUGUGGGAUUCAUGCCCAUGCCCCAACCAAAAAAACCUAAGGUUAAUAGUGUCCACAGACGGUUAUAAGUUUUUAUUACUUAUAGUAUUCAAAACUAUUAAAGUAAUGUUUGACUUAGAUAUUCGGGACAAUAAUCCCGUAUUUCUCCAAUUUUGUAUUUGUUUUAUCACACAAUAAUUUUUUUAAUUAAGUUGUUUCAUUUAUUUUGUUAUGUGUAAUUGUGAUGUACGGUGUUACGGGAAGAAAUUGACCCUGAUAAGAUUAUGUUGAA
Bolinopsis microptera is the source of this 4825-nucleotide messenger RNA. Its product is annotated as recQ-like DNA helicase BLM. Gene Ontology annotation, cellular component: cytoplasm; nucleus; chromosome. NCBI's taxonomy places the organism in Eukaryota, Metazoa, Ctenophora, Tentaculata, Lobata, Bolinopsidae. Bases 768 to 4622 code for a protein of 1284 amino acids. Gene Ontology annotation, biological process: DNA replication; double-strand break repair via homologous recombination. The transcript is spliced from 15 exons. The record is from RefSeq and is a predicted model, not a curated record. Gene Ontology annotation, molecular function: four-way junction helicase activity; 3'-5' DNA helicase activity; ATP binding.